AUGGUGAAAUCAUUCAUUUUUGUGGUUUCUACAGCUCAAACUCUUCAGCAUACUGCUCAUACGGCAAAUGAUGAUCUGGACUGCAGUGCAGGAAGUCACAGACACCUCCCACCUCUGGGUGUUAUAGAAAUCAGUCAAGAGGACACGAGAGAGAUUCUUGGUUUCCGUGUGGUAUCUGGAAAGACCACCGACACAAUGACAAUUGAGAUAUGGCAUGCCGACCGCUGGAAGGCUGCUCUCGAGGCCGUGCCUUACUUGAUCUGGGCUGUCUACCAACGUCUCAAAAAAGGGAAUCAAGCUGCCGUGCGUGCAAUGAUCAUUCACUCUCAUGGCGAAGAGGUGGACUUCGAAGAUAUCUGUCAGCAAUGCGUCGAGCAUGGCGUUUUGACAGGCGGAUGCAAAAGGUUGCAUCAUGGCACUUGUUCAAAUUGUGUUCUUAAUGGAAGGAGAUGUACUUUGUGA
This is a messenger RNA of Fusarium verticillioides 7600, 462 nucleotides long. RefSeq lists its product as hypothetical. The record is from RefSeq and is a predicted model, not a curated record. Bases 1 to 462 code for a protein of 153 amino acids. Lineage: Eukaryota; Fungi; Ascomycota; Sordariomycetes; Hypocreales; Nectriaceae. The transcript is spliced from 2 exons.